UCUAUAUAAAUCUGUCGUCCUGUCCCCAGCCACGGAGAUAUUUUUAAGAAUCGCUGACGUGCGUAUCACGAGGAGACAUGAAUCGAUCGCGAUUAGCCACUUUGCUGCUACUGGUCGUCGUUGGGGUACACUACUCGACGGCCGAUAUUGCUACCACCGUAAGCUAUCAAAAGUCCGUCGUCGAUGCUGCGGUCACCGCACUGUCCGGUGCCAUUAAGGACCGAGCCUCGGAUAUAAGAAGCAUGUUCAAGACUCUGAUCGGUGGCGUCGUCUACAACCAGGAUUGGACCAAAUUUUGGAUGGGAUAUGUCCUGGCAGAUCCGGUGACCGGGCCGAUGGCCAAUAAGAUUUCUAAAGAACUAACCGCCACCGGUCAGGCACUGCUGGACAGCAUGGCCCCAGUGGCAGACAACAUAAGCGCCACUUUUGAUGCGGUUACCAAAGCAAUCUCACCAACGAUGACCGCCAAUCUUUCGGCCACGAUGGACGCGAUCUCUGCCGCAGAUACCAACAUCACAAUCCAGUUCAGUCUCUCAACCUCGUCGAAACUGCUAACGUGUUGGUGGAAAUACAUCGGAUCACCAGCCACCAUCGUCACAACCGCUAGUUCGGGUUUUCAAAAGUUUUUAACCGACGAAAAGAAUGCGUUUUCCCGUACUCUGACGGCCGUAUCCGAUUACGCCCAACUGGCGGGCAACAAUUUCCGCAGCAUGGGCACCACCGCCGAUUAUUGCAACAGUCUUGGACUGACCCGUCCAGAUCUUAAGAACAGAACCAUCGCCUGUCUUCAAUCGCUCCUGGAAUACGCGAUCCCCCAGUUGAAUGAGGAUCUGGCCUACCAGCAGGACAUUGUCGUCCAACUGGCGGCGACAGAGGCGGGCAACUCGAUCGGCCGUGCCAUCUCCGGAAUCAACUCGGUGGCCGAGCAGGCCAUCACCGCCGCCCGGAUGCUGCCCGACGAUGUGGCCAACUGUUUCAAAACGGGAGUGUGAAGAUGCUCGGUGUAAAAUGAAUGAAUCGUUUCUAAUCGAAUAAAAAAA
This is a messenger RNA of Culex quinquefasciatus (southern house mosquito), 1040 nucleotides long. RefSeq lists its product as uncharacterized. The coding region runs from base 78 to 992 and encodes 304 amino acids. Lineage: Eukaryota; Metazoa; Arthropoda; Insecta; Diptera; Culicidae. The transcript has 3 exons. The record is from RefSeq and is a predicted model, not a curated record.